Drosophila bipectinata is the source of this 1101-nucleotide messenger RNA. Its product is annotated as metallophosphoesterase 1 homolog. The record is from RefSeq and is a predicted model, not a curated record. Gene Ontology annotation, biological process: GPI anchor biosynthetic process; endoplasmic reticulum to Golgi vesicle-mediated transport. Gene Ontology annotation, cellular component: endoplasmic reticulum-Golgi intermediate compartment. Gene Ontology annotation, molecular function: phosphoric diester hydrolase activity. Lineage: Eukaryota; Metazoa; Arthropoda; Insecta; Diptera; Drosophilidae.
AUGCGAUGGUUCUACGCCUGCUGUGUGAUCGUGAUUGGUGCCCUACUAUUCUGCGAGUAUAUAGCCGACUUUGUGGUCCUCCAACAGUGCAAGUGGCCGGAUGGGAUCAAUCGGAAGUCACCGUACAUGAACGAUGCAUUGCGGGCCUUAAUCAUUGCAGACCCUCAUCUAUUGGGUCCCCAUCGCGGGCACUGGCUGGACAAGUUCUAUAGGGAAUGGCACAUGGCAGGAGCCUUCCAGGCGGCCGCUCGUCUCUUUCGGCCUGACGUGGUGUUCGUACUGGGCGAUUUGUUUGACGAGGGCGACAUGGUGAACGAUAAACACUUCCAGGACUAUGUGUGGCGCUACCUUAAGAUGUUCCACCUACCGCCAGGCAUACCACUCGUCAGUAUCGUCGGUAACCAUGACGUGGGCUUUCAUUACAAAAUGCAUCCCUUCUUCAUAUCUCGCUUCGAGAAGCAUCUGAACCACUCCCUGGUUACUCUGUACACCAUCAGGCAGAUACACUUUGUGAUGAUCAAUUCCAUGGCCAUGGAGGCCGAUGGAUGCCGGAUCUGCACCCAGGCCCAGGAGCAACUGAGAAACCUCUCACGUAUCCUCCAGUGCAUGAAGUUUCCGCAAGAUGACGAGUGUGACUACUCUGAGCGGCCAUUGUAUAGCCAUCCCAUCCUGCUCCAGCACUUCCCCACUUACCGAAUUUCCGACACCCAGUGCCAGGAGUACGAUACUCCGUUGAUCGAAGCCUACCGCGAGCGCUUUCAUGUUUUGUCCAAAGAGGCAACGGACAUGUUGGGGGAGCUCUUGCGACCCAGACUGGCGUUUGCCGGGCACUCGCAUCACUACUGUCACAGCGUGAAUCGGCUGGGCAUCGAUGAGUACACGGUGGCCUCGUUCAGUUGGAGGAACAAGGUGAAUCCCAGCUUCAUGCUGACCACCAUUACCCCUGAUGACUAUAUGGUCUCCAAGUGCAAGAUGCUUUCUCAGCAGUUUGUAAUCAACAGUUACCUGGUUGCCGGAAUCCUAUGUCUAAUCAUCGUAGCCUGUCAGCUACCAAAACGUAAUAGCAAGAGAAAGUCCUCAUCAUUGUCCAAGGAUCUUUGA